AUUCGCCUUCUUUCUCCAUCUGGAUUUGUUCUUCGCGAUUGAACAAAUUUCCAUAUGCAAAAAUUCGGCGUGAUUCUUUGUCCAUAUGCAAAAUUUUCCAUAUGCUAGCAGAUAAAGGUCAAAGAGGCUUAUGCCAGAAGCUAAGCCAAACCUUUUGUCUAGGCUUCACUCAAACAUCCUCCGUUGUCCGAUUGCUUCAGCACAGAUGUGUUCGUUGCUAUCACUCUCGCCAGAGUCCCCCUUAAUCUUCAAGAUCUAAGUUUCCAUGUUUCGAAGUUUUCAGGGAGAGGAAUUUGAGCACUAAUCAGAAAUUGCGACAUCCAAGACGACGCCAAAGACAUCAAUGUUCAAAUGUUUGAUGGCUCCCAUGACGAGGGCAUGGACAAUGGCACAUCUCAAACAACAAUAUGGAGUUUCGAUCAGAUGGUUCUACAUGAAGGCGCGAGUGAUGAGAAAAAGAGAUGGGCUCUCAAUUAUUUUGACAUUAUUAGACAGCCGCUUGAGAGAAGAAACUUUGGUCACAUCUAUUAUGCUAGGGAGAGCAGAGGGUAAAGUAACAUUUUUUACCCGUAGAAAAUGAUAUACACUAUUGGAUUAAUCAUCUUUUAGAAUUAAGACAAGUUGGCAUUGUUCUAGGAUUUUAUUUUCAAUUGCCCCCAAUGUGCAAUGGUGAAAUUAAGCUUGCAAAUUUUG
Cuscuta campestris is the source of this 693-nucleotide messenger RNA. The record is from the annotation of a GenBank genome assembly. Lineage: Eukaryota; Viridiplantae; Streptophyta; Magnoliopsida; Solanales; Convolvulaceae.